Messenger RNA from Musa acuminata AAA Group (dessert banana), 1818 nucleotides. RefSeq names its product chorismate mutase 1, chloroplastic. Lineage: Eukaryota; Viridiplantae; Streptophyta; Magnoliopsida; Zingiberales; Musaceae. Bases 292 to 1461 code for a protein of 389 amino acids. Gene Ontology annotation, cellular component: cytoplasm. The record is from RefSeq and is a predicted model, not a curated record. The transcript has 7 exons. Gene Ontology annotation, molecular function: chorismate mutase activity. Gene Ontology annotation, biological process: chorismate metabolic process; aromatic amino acid biosynthetic process.
CUCCAUCGCGCAUGAUGCUGUUAGCAUCGGCAUGAUGAGCCCUGGGAAGAGGUCCCUACGACUCCCAUGAUCCGCGGCAACCGAGAGAAGACACGACAGCAGCAUCUCCGACCAUUCUGUACCGAUUCCGGUCUUCUUUAAAGUUCAUCCGAAAAGUAACUUAGAAAAGUCUAGAUGUGCUCAUCGAAGAAGAUGGAAAUUUUAGGGGGUGAAACCGUGCUUCAUCGUUUUCUUUUUCCUCUCAAAGCCAAUGAAUGAUUCGAGUUCGAGUUCGAAGCCAUCAGGUCGAUCAUGCAAGAAAAAAACCAGAUGGAUAAACACCGAUGUUUUCUUUGUCCUCUUGAACAUGCGCACAUCGGAGUGGUGGAGGCAGAAAAGCAAGAACAGCAUCAACGAUUGUUAGCGUUGCAAGCUAUUAUAGCUUCAUGUGGUCUGUCAAUCUCAGAUAAUGGUUUCCGGAAGCUCACAGCCAUUAAAGCAACACCAAACCAAAGGCACAAGCUUGGCUUCUCUGUGUGCAUCUGCAGGAGAUACAGAAACAAGGUUCGCAGAAUACAAAGCGUUCUGCAGACAGCAUCUCAUCCUCCAUGCCAUGUCCGAGACGCCUACUCGAUGAGAGGUCAAGUGUUGUCUACAGGAGUUUCUUCUGCUAUGAGUACCGAACGAUUUCCUCCGCUACGUGUGGAGCAAGAAAGGGUAGAUCAAAGUGAAAAUUUAACCUUGGAGAGCAUCCGACACUCUCUAAUGAGGCAAGAUGAUGCAAUUAUAUUUAACCUUUUAGAGAGAGCACAGUACUGUUACAAUGCUGACAACACAUGUCAUCAAAAUGCAUUCCACAUGGAUGGAUUCCAUGGCUCGUUGGUUGAAUUUAUGGCUAAAGAAACCGAAAAAGUACAUGCACAGGUUGGUAGGUACAAGGGCCCAGAUGAGCAUCCUUUCUUUCCAGAUAGCCUGCCUGAGCCCAUGUUGCCACCUAUGGAAUAUCCAAAGGUUCUUCAUCCUGUUGCUAAUUCCAUCAAUAUAAACAAGAAGAUAUGGGAAAUGUAUUUUUGUAAUCUACUUCCAAGAUUGGCUAAAGAGGGAAGUGAUCGUAAUUGUGGUUCAAGUGCUGUUUGCGAUACAAUCUGUUUACAGGCUCUCUCAAAAAGAAUCCAUUAUGGGAAGUUUGUCGCUGAGGCAAAAUUUCUGGAGUCACCUGAUGUCUACAAGCAUGCAAUAAGGGCACAAGACAGUGAUCAGCUAAUGCGUCUUCUAACAUAUGAAUCAGUGGAAACUUUAAUCAAACAGAGGGUAGAGGCCAAGGCUAAGAUCUUUGUGCAGGAGGUGACAGUUAGCGAGAAGGACGUAGGACCUCCUGUGUUCAAAAUAAAGCCUAGUUUAUUUGCUGAGCUCUAUGGCGAUUGGAUCAUGCCAUUGACAAAGGAAGUACAAUUAAUGUAUUUGCUACGUAGGUUGGAUUGAAUUCUGUGCCCCGCUAACAUAUCUGUCAGAGUAUGCCAUGGAAUGAAGGCUCAAAGUGAAGUACUGCUUGCAAAGAGGUGUUGAGAGGAGCCUUUUGUAGAAUUUUUAGAAGUCAUUUGAUCUUCUUUUCUUUUACUUGAUAUUCAGAGGAAAAUUAAUUCUUGUAUGACCAUAUGUUAAAGCAUUGCUUCAAAAUUAUUUAGAUGCAAAUCGAAAGUUCUCAAUAUGUAGUGUCCUUUUCUUGUCCAUAUUUGUAUUCUUGACACUAUGGUUUCACACUGUUGGCUUGGCCAUGCUAUUGCAAUGUAGUAAUUUGCCUUGCUUGUCCUGAAUCAAAAAUGGAGGAUAAGUUUACUA